This is a messenger RNA of Daldinia decipiens, 1438 nucleotides long. RefSeq names its product carbohydrate esterase family 4 protein. The transcript has a single exon. Gene Ontology annotation, cellular component: membrane. The record is from RefSeq and is a predicted model, not a curated record. Lineage: Eukaryota; Fungi; Ascomycota; Sordariomycetes; Xylariales; Hypoxylaceae. Bases 96 to 899 code for a protein of 267 amino acids. Gene Ontology annotation, biological process: carbohydrate metabolic process. Gene Ontology annotation, molecular function: hydrolase activity, acting on carbon-nitrogen (but not peptide) bonds.
CCUCGCCAUUCGAUUCGAUGCCCGAGCCGCCAUCUUGAAUAUAUCAACCCGCCCAAUCAUCGAAUGCUACCCUCCUUGAUCCACCCCUAAAGCAAAUGCUGCGCCUGCCCGCGCUCUUCCGCCUGCCCUCCAAGCUACGGCGGCGGGCCCGGCGCCGGAGGAUGACUACCCUGGUCUCCCUGAUUGUCAUCCUAAGUCUGUUUCUGCUGCCCUUCUACGUCGUCUAUAAGCCUCCGCGGGCCCUAAUCCGGUACUUUUCGCGGCGAUGGCCCGACGUGCUGUGGGAGGUUCCCACGGACCAGAAAGUCGUGGCCCUGACCAUCGAUGACGCCCCGUCGGAGCACACGCAGGAAAUCCUCGCCGUGCUCAACGGCCACGAGGCCACGGCUACCUUCUUCGUUAUCGGCGGCCAGGUGCCCGGCCGCGAGGAGAUGCUGGCGGAUAUCGUGCGCAGCGGCAGCGAGCUGGGCAACCACGCUAUGCACGACGAGCCGUCGCGCGCGCUGUCGGACGAGGAGUUGACGACGCAGAUCGAGACGGUGCGCGAGCGUAUCCGCGCUGCGUACGCGACAGCUAAUAGCGUCGAGAACCCCAAGAUGCCGCCUCAGUACUUCCGGCCCGGGUCGGGCUUCUUCAGCGACCGCAUGCGCGCACUGGUCGACAAGCUCGGGUAUCGCAUCGUGCUUGGCAGCGUGUACCCGCACGAUGCGCAGAUCAGCUGGUCCUGGCUCAACGCGCGCCAUAUCCUGAGCAUGGUGCGCCCCGGUGCUGUGAUCAUAUGCCACGACCGUCGUGGCUGGACGGCGCCGAUGCUGCGGAAGGUGUUGAAGAAGCUGAGGAAAGACGGGUACCGCGUUGUUAGCCUGACGGAGAUGCUCGACAUAACGGGGCAGCGCUGAGCUUCUCGCGGCGGCAACGGUAUUAACAACGCAACUAGUGCAUCGUCGUUGGCGACGAAUGUAUACCAUUAUAGACGUGGGAGGAAAAGACAAGGUCCCUAUGAUUACGCCCCGUCUACAUCCAGCAGAGCUUGCUUCAUCUCCAAAUGGCACUCUGCCACUUCGCUGCGCUACCCGGCGCCGUAUACUAAAAUAUAGGCUACUUGAGGUUAGGGUAGACAGGACCGCCCCAACAUUUUCUAUACAUGAAUGAUAAUGGCGUACGAGCCGGCGUACAGGGCAGGCCUACAUACAAAACUACAUGCAAGAAGAAAGGCCGACCCAAGUGUGUGUACCAAUAGGAGGCGUCGUAUAUAAACCCAUACCGAAUCUUUAUUCACAAAUUAGACGCUCCGAGAAGAGCUGGUGUCGGGAUUAAGGCUUAUUGGUCUGGCUUAGAAGGAAUAGGGUAUUACUCAGAGCUUGUAGAAUAGGGAAUAGGGUAUGAAUAACGAAGAGUCAGGUUGUUAUUAUAGCGAGUGAGCUUUAAGGCUGGGGAU